Messenger RNA from Pogona vitticeps (central bearded dragon), 1735 nucleotides. RefSeq names its product angiotensin II receptor type 2 (gene AGTR2). Gene Ontology annotation, cellular component: external side of plasma membrane; membrane. Lineage: Eukaryota; Metazoa; Chordata; Lepidosauria; Squamata; Agamidae. Gene Ontology annotation, molecular function: C-C chemokine receptor activity; angiotensin type II receptor activity; C-C chemokine binding. Gene Ontology annotation, biological process: G protein-coupled receptor signaling pathway; immune response; inflammatory response. The record is from RefSeq and is a predicted model, not a curated record.
GCCGCAGAUCCAGCACAGCUGUAACUUUUGCAAAGGAUUUUCUGUUCACCUUCCUAUCUGCGGGGCUUUGUGAAGAAAGCAGGCACAUCUUGAGACUUUACCAUAAAACUGGACCGCUACCUUUCUCUGGAUAGGGGUUUCAUUUCCAGUCUUAAAAUUAAGGUGCAUUCAGCUCUGUGGGAAGAAAAAGCAAGCCGGAGAAAGAAGCUAGAGACAGUUAAGAUUUUGCUGAGCGGCCAGACCAUGGUGGCGGACCCAUCGUGGUCUACUGUUGACUAGAGUCUGAACGUUGCCCAAGGCCUUAGCGGUUGAAGAAAGUGCAGCCGACAGCUUGCAUGCCUGAGAGAUCUCGGCCAGCUCACGUCCCUCUGCCAGAGGCCAACAUGCACUCCAGUAACGAUUCUCUGGCCACGGCUACCAGAGGGACCUUCCAGGAUCUUCUCCACCCGUCCCCAACCAACGUCUCAGCCCGGUCGUCCCCCUGCCCCAUCCUCCCCUCCACUUACCAGUUUGUUCUCAUCCCGGUCCUCUACUGCAUCAUCUUCAUCCUUGGGCUGGUGGGGAACAGCAUCGUGAUCGCCGUGCUGUGUUGGCAGAGGAACCCCAAGACGGUGGCCAACGUCUACCUCCUCAACCUGGCUGUGGCGGAUCUCCUAGCUAUGACGACAGUCCCCUUCUGGGCCGUUUACUACGCCUACGGAUACAACUGGCUUUUUGGCUCGGUGAUGUGUAAGCUCUCGGGCUCCGUCCUCUGCCUGACCAUGUUCGCCAGCAUCUUCUUCAUCACAUGCAUGAGCAUGAAUCGCUACCAGGCCAUUGUCCACCCGUUCCAGUCCCAGCAGGGGACGCUUCAGCAGGCGUUCGCCACCGUGCUGGUGGUUUGGGGGCUGGCCGCCUUGGCAUCUCUGCCCACCUUCUACUUCCGGGACACCAAAUACAUCAAAGAGUUGGACGUGACCGCCUGCAUCAUGGCUUAUCCUUCGGAGAAGUACUCCAACUGGUCGGCAGGAACAGCCCUGAUGAAAAACACCCUGGGCUUCCUGAUCCCUCUGGCCAUCAUCAUGGCGUGCUACAUAUGGAUCCGCGUGCACCUGAUGAAGGCUCGGGGUUUUCGGAAAUCCAAGCAAAUGAGGGACCACGCGUUGAAGCUGGUGGCCGCCGUGGUCGUGGCCUUCUUGAUCUGCUGGCUCCCCUUCCACGUCCUGACAUUUCUGGACGCCCUGUCGUGGAUGUCUGUGAUCAGCAACUGCCAAGUCACAUCUGUCCUCGAUGCUGCUCUGCCGUUCGGGCUCUCCAUGGGCUUCACCAACAGCUGCAUCAACCCGCUGCUGUACUAUUUCAUCAGAAGACAAUUCCGGGACAAACUGCAACACUUGUUUAAGCUGAGCCUCUACCGGUUCAACAGUAACCGGGAAAUCUUUUGCUCCAGCCAGACCAGCUCUCUCAAAACCACCAAGUCCCUGGUGGGCGCAGAGCAAAGAGGAGACACAGACAGGCCACAGACCCCUCUGUGGGUUCCUUGAGCACAUCUGGAAGUGAUUUAAGACAAUGUUGGGCGUCUCUCUCUCUCUGUUCUUCCCUGGUUUCCCACAACACCAAACUGUCUAUGUUUUCAAUGUCUUGAGAGACUUCUGUGCAGAAAAAGCAGUCGUGUGUUUUUAUUGUGCCUUUAAAGCAAAAAUCAGGGGUGGAAUUAUUCAGGGGCAAUAAACAUCUGGAGAACAUGACAAUCCCA